GCCAUGGCGGGGCUUCGGAAGAAUUCAGGGCCCUCGAUAGCCCAAUAACAUUUUCAUUACCCAAAUGCAGAGCGCAGCCGGCGCGGUGGAGGGGCAGUCGGCAUAGGACGUGUCUACGCCCAACAAUGUCUCCACGUACAUAUACCCUGUGCCCCCCGUGCCAGCAUGAAUCCGUCUCUCGCAAACUUUAUCCUCAAGCUCUCACCCAAAGACAUCUUGAACCCCACGCCCACAAUGAACACUGCUAUUCCUCUGAACACAGGCGCCACGAUCCCCGCAUUGGGACUCGGGACGUGGCAAUCUGCACCGGGAGAGGUGAAGAAGGCGGUGAUCCACGCGAUUGAGGGCGGCUACCGACACAUCGACUGCGCGUUCUGCUACCAGAACGAAGACGAGGUCGGUGAGGCGCUGCAGGAUGUGAUUUCGCGCGGGAUCGUGAAGAGAGAAGACCUCUUCAUCACUAGCAAGCUGUGGUGCACGUUCCACACGCGCGCGGAGGAGGGCCUGCAGAAGAGUCUUGAUCUGCUGAAGACGCCCUACGUCGACUUGUACCUGAUGCACUGGCCCGUUCCCAUGAACCCCAAAGGAAACCACCCGCUCUUCCCCAAACUCGAAGACGGCUCCCGCGACAUCGAUCACUCCAUCACGCACAUCGACACGUGGAAGAACCUCGAAGCGCUCUACAAAGCCCACCCUGAGAAAGUAAAGGCCAUCGGCGUAGCAAAUUACUCCGUCAAGUACCUCGAGAAACUCCUCGCCCAAUCCACAAUCACCCCCGCCGCCAACCAGAUCGAAAACCACCCCCUCCUGCCCCAGCAAGAAGUCGUCGACUUCUGCCGCUCCAAGAACAUCCACAUCACCGCGUACAGCCCCCUCGGUUCCACGGGCUCCCCGCUCUUCAAAGACGCCGGCGUGCUCGACGUCGCGAAGAAGCACGACGUAGGCCCGGGCACCGUGUUGCUUUCGUACCACCUUGCGCGGGGUUCUUCGGUGCUGGCGAAGUCCGUAACGCCGUCGCGCAUCGACGAGAACCGCAAGCUGAUUACGCUUGACGAAGGGGAUAUGCAGGCGCUGGAGGCGAUCCACAAGAAGAACGGCGUGCAGCGGUUUGUGUACCCUCCGUUUGGAGUCAAUGCCGGGUUUCCGGAUAAGACGGAGGGGAUUGACCUUAGUGGGUAAGGAGUGUAGAGUAGAGAUGAAAAGCUGUUAUUAUACCCUUAUAAAGAUAGAGUACCUAUCUACUUGCUUCGAGCGGGUAGAGCGGAAUAAAUAGUGUAGUU
Molecule: messenger RNA, 1280 nt
Organism: Paraphaeosphaeria sporulosa
Lineage: Eukaryota; Fungi; Ascomycota; Dothideomycetes; Pleosporales; Didymosphaeriaceae
Product: Aldo/keto reductase
Exons: 2
Coding region: 166-1179 (337 amino acids)
Cellular component (GO): cytosol
Molecular function (GO): aldose reductase (NADPH) activity
Source: RefSeq, a predicted model, not a curated record